Molecule: messenger RNA, 414 nt
Organism: Emiliania huxleyi CCMP1516
Lineage: Eukaryota; Haptophyta; Isochrysidales; Noelaerhabdaceae
Exons: 4
Coding region: 1-414 (137 amino acids)
Source: RefSeq, a predicted model, not a curated record
AUGGCGACGACGCUCCUGCUCUCCAUUGAGGCGCGCCGCCUCCUCGGACACGCGGCGCGGCCGAGCAGCUUUGACUGCGCGGCGACCGUACUGGCGGUACUCCUCUGCUUCCGGGUUGCCGUCGCUGCGUUCUACGCCGAGUUCCUGCUCAACUUCUUCUCGUCGUCCAGUCGGCUCGCCGUGCGCGCGGCCGACUUCUACCUGACGCUGGGCUGGGCGACGGCGUACGUCCUCUACGCGUGGGCGCAGUACGCGCAGAGCGGCUUCUGGCCCUACUUCUUCCUCGACCUGAGCAGCUGGGCGGCCGUCGGCUGGUACUCGCUCCUCAUCGCCCUCUUCGCCGCCGUCUACGCGAUGGCAGUGGGCGGCUCGGCACUCAAGGCGCGCUGCGCCGGCCUCGCGUCAAAGAGCUAA